This is a messenger RNA of Hemisphaericaspora subhashii, 597 nucleotides long. RefSeq lists its product as uncharacterized. The record is from RefSeq and is a predicted model, not a curated record. Gene Ontology annotation, molecular function: catalytic activity. The transcript is spliced from 2 exons. Gene Ontology annotation, biological process: DNA repair. Bases 1 to 597 code for a protein of 198 amino acids. NCBI's taxonomy places the organism in Eukaryota, Fungi, Ascomycota, Pichiomycetes, Serinales, Debaryomycetaceae.
AUGCAAUUCUCCACCGUCGCUUUAAUCGCUGCUGCCGCCGCCGUUGUUUCCGCUGAUACCGUCGUUGUCACUGCCACCAACGAAUCCACCACCGUUGUCUCCGUCAUUGACUCCUCAUGUGAAGCCUUAGGUACUGCUUGUCCUUUACACCAAACUGAAUCUGUCCCAGCUGUCCCAACUUCAAUCUCCAAUGCCACAGUUUCAACUUCCAAUUCCACCCAAAACGUUUCUACUUACGAAGCUGGUGCCGUUAAGCCAUUGGCUGCUGGUGCCGUUGCUUUAUUUGCUGGACAUAUCGCGUACUUACUAAACAAACCUCAGAAUUCGCGUCAAGUUGGCUCUUCUUUGAAGCAUAGUGAUAUGAUAAUAAACACAUUGAAUGCUGAAUUGGAUACAGAAUCUGAGAUGUAUAUAGAUCGGUCUACAUUACCUUGGUGGCGUGUACUUCUGAGCUCAGGAAAAAUCUCGCCAAGAGAAAGCUCCAAGGGACAAUAUAUUCAAGCUGAUAAAUUACGAGAAGAAGAUGUACAUGUACUGGAUGCUCUAAUUGUAGAUCUAGACGAAUAUGGCUGGUUUCCUGAAGAAGUAGAAUUCUGA